AGGGCUGGGCUUCCUUCCACUCAGCUCUCAGUACUUGAGCUUCAUUAUUACAUCUAAGGUCACAGACCAGACUCGCAGGUUACUGCUGCUCCCCUCGUCGCUGUCCACCAUGAUCCUGUACCCGCUCUUCCUUCUCCUCAUCAUAGGUAUUGAGGAAUCACAGACAGCCAACAUGACAGAAGAAGAGUUUGGCAAAGUUGAGAGGAACCAAACAUUCAUCGUGCCUACCAAGUAUAACAGUACAAUGACACCAGGCAACGUGACAUACAGUUUGUACAGAGAUGAGAAGAGUCAGAUUGAAGACGAACUGCUGAACAAUCAAACAUCCACGGUUAUCACAGAGGAUGAUGAGACGUUUCAGGACCAGGAAAGUAGGUCUCCUCACGAACACUGCCAACAGGACCUGCUGGUGCUGUACAGUCACAGCUAUUGUGGAGCAGCUUUUCAAAAGGAAAUGCUGACAAUCAGCACAGAAAACUGGUGUCUCCUGGAAAGUAUUACCAAACCAUACAGUGAAGUGACAUAUUGUUUGGAGAAGCUGUCUGGUUUGGUCGGCUGCUACUAUCCAAACCCCGACACUCAAGACUUCUUCCUCUACAUCCACUCCUACUACUUCCAGAACUGCACCAGUGACGAGCUCCCGCUUGAGGACGCGCCUCACGGGCUGGUGAUGGCCCUCACGCUCAUCCCUGUCAGCCUCAUCCCCAUCCUGGUUUAUCUGGUGGUUUGGAAAAGUAAAGUCCAAGAGUGACUCGCACCUACAAUAUACCUCAACACUACAUAUAGAAUAUAUAGGAGAAUAUGCUUCAGUAUAUUUUUACAGGAUAAAACCCAUAAACAACAACUUAAAAUUAUAAACAAUUAUUGAGUGGUAUCAGUCGUCUUAUCUAAGUCUCCAUCACAAAGUCAGGGAGCAUAUUUCUGAAAAUGUUAAACUAUUCCUUUAAGAACAAUAUGGUAUAUACAUAUGAAUACAUCCAGGGGAGUCAGAAAGGCUCUGUACUGUAUAUGAAAUGAAUGUGAAUGUGAGGAAAUAGUUCUUUUAUUUGAAUUUUAAUGAACAGGGAGAAGGAAACUGGACAAGUUCAGAUAAACAUUAAAAAGGCACAAUUUCUGAUGUUUGGUGGAGUCUGAGGUCUUUAACCCGCAGACAUCAGCAGGCACUUUGCACACUACAUGGCCAAAAGUAUGUGGACACCCUGAUGUGAUUGUUCAGUAUGUCAUUUCAAAACCAUGGAGAUUGAUCUGCUGCUGUGAGGGCUUUCCACCACUGACGUUGACCAGUCGAUGCUCCAGUCCAGAUGGGGGUUGUGGUCAGGACUCUAUGCAGGCCAGUGAAGUUCUUCCACACUACACUGGGUAAACCAUGUAUUUAUAGACCUGAAUGUGUGUACAGGAAACAGGAAAGGGCCAAACUCAAACUGUUGCCAAAAUGCUGAAAGAACUCUGUUGUCUAAAGUCUGUUGAGGCACUCAGAUUUGGAAGGGGGAAAAUAUACUUUACAUACUGCUUGGUAAGGCUGGAUGAAUCACAUCUUUGACUCACUGAAAUAUAUGAUAUUGUGAAAUAUAUAUAUAUUAUAUUAGGUAAAAAUAUAAAAUAAAGUAUAAAAAAAUAAAUAAAAGUCUGGAAUAUGUUA
Seriola aureovittata is the source of this 1639-nucleotide messenger RNA. RefSeq names its product receptor activity-modifying protein 1-like. Gene Ontology annotation, molecular function: coreceptor activity. Gene Ontology annotation, cellular component: membrane; cell surface; signaling receptor complex. Gene Ontology annotation, biological process: G protein-coupled receptor signaling pathway; calcium ion transport; receptor internalization. The transcript is spliced from 5 exons. NCBI's taxonomy places the organism in Eukaryota, Metazoa, Chordata, Actinopteri, Carangiformes, Carangidae. The record is from RefSeq and is a predicted model, not a curated record. Bases 110 to 751 code for a protein of 213 amino acids.